Molecule: messenger RNA, 1130 nt
Organism: Aspergillus sclerotioniger CBS 115572
Lineage: Eukaryota; Fungi; Ascomycota; Eurotiomycetes; Eurotiales; Aspergillaceae
Product: PIG-F family protein
Exons: 3
Biological process (GO): GPI anchor biosynthetic process
Cellular component (GO): endoplasmic reticulum membrane
Source: RefSeq, a predicted model, not a curated record
UCCUUAACCAUCCAUCCAUCCAUCCAUCCAUCCAUUCAUUCUCUUCUCCAACUCAAUUCCUCCUUCCUCUGGCGCCAUCGCCAACACCACCCACCACAAUGGCCUCCCCUCCUCCCUCUCCCCUCCCCACCCCCUCACCACCUCCGCCCGGACCUCCCCAAAUCCGCACCCCCGGUCCCCAUCCUCCCCACCCAACUCGCGCGCAUCUACUCCUUCCUCCACCCAGCCGCUCUCCUCUCCGUCUUCGCAGUCCGCUUCCCCGCCCUCGUCGCCGACCCGGUCUCCGAAAUGGCCCAGCAGAUUCCCCUCCUGGCUCUCGCGCAGGUCACCUACGCGAUGAUUUGUCUCCCGCCCGCCGGAUCGGAUGUCUCGGCCGCCGCUUCAUCGACACCUACUUCUCCUUCGAUAGCCUCUGGCUCCGCUGGAACACAAUCGGGGAAUGUGAUUCUUCGACCUGGGAAGGUUGGUCGGCGUCGCGUUAGGGAUGCCUCUGCUGCUGCUGGGAGUGGAAGUGGUGCGUGGGGAGCGAAAGUUGCGGCCUCCCUCCUCUCCCUAACCCUCACUACCCUCCUCGCAACACCCGUCCUCUCCAUCCUCCUCAUCCUCUUCGGUGCCCCCUUCACUACGCACCACGUCCAAACGCUUCUUUGUGCUGCCCAUAUGGCAAUUCUCUCCUCUACGGCAUUGAUCUACGUUCAUGGUGUUGAUGGUCCGGUUUGGAAGGAGGUCUGGGGAUGUAAGAGACCCGGUGAUGCGGUUUGGGGGGCGCUUUGGGUACGGCCGGAUCGGCCGUGGCAGGCGUAUCCGAUUACUCUUCUGACUGGGGCAUAUUUGGGGUCCGUUGUUGGGGCCAUGCUGGGACGGUCGGUGUUGUUUGGGAAACGGUUGCGGUUUGAUGAGGGUGAAGAGUUGGGAGGGAAGAAGGUUGAGUAAUUCAAUUCAUAUUCAUUUCAUCAAUUCAUCAGUUGUUGGUUUUCUUCAGGGGUAUGUGACAAAUGGUUAUAAUUCUGUAUGUAGCAUAUUGAUAAUCAAUGUCUAUCAUUCUAUAUAGUGCAGCCGGUGCAAAAAGGGAAUGGAUGUAUAUACAGUCGCCGUGCGAGCCACUCAUGCAACGCAAUUUCAUGCCGGAU